AUGCCCUCAAUUGAACAUCUCAGGUCUCUCACGCUUGAUCUGCCGCCCAGUUGCGUGGAAUUCUGGCCCGAUGACGAACAUUAUGCCGUCGUUGGGACAUACAACCUUGAGUCGGAAGUCCCCGCACAAGACGCGCCAAAGCCAACAACCCAACGACGCAAUGGAAGCUUGAUCCUUCUCCACGUAGAAGGCGACGAUGUCCAUAUUGCUCAAACAUUUUCUACGCCUUCGGCGAUUCUAGACCUCCAUUUCGGUACGCUACAUUGUCGAAAGAAUCUUUUCGGAGUGGCAACAUCUACCGGUUCCAUUGGAAUAUAUCAACUGAAAGAUGAGCGCGAUUCGCAUAUGUACCGCGAACCUAGCAUGCAUCCGAGAAUGGAACACAUCAAAACGGUCGAAUACUUCCCCGACGAUGUUCUCAUAACUGCGUUCUCCUGGCAUCCGACAGAUUUGUCAGUCGGGAUGACACUGUCUACUGGACAAGUGUGUUUAGGGAAGAUUGAUCUCCGCGAGGAUGUGAGCUGUGCCUCAAGUGUUGAGUUAGCAGCGCACGAUCUGGAGGCUUGGACGCUAGCAUUUUUGCCUGAUGGCUCUGGCGCAUAUUCCGGCGGUGACGACAGCGCGCUUCAGUUUGCGGAAGUAACCGUCAACUGGGAAUAUCACCAGGACCACUCUGUUCAGCCAGAGAACGGAGCGCCCAGGAAAAUGCCUUGGAUGGACAAAAAGAUUCACGGAGCAGGAGUGACUGCGAUACUUCCACUGCAUUCCGACGAACAGCGGGGUCUUGUGCUCACUGGAAGCUACGACGACCAUAUACGACUUAUCAACGCACCCGCCGCCGGCCGAAGAACAGUACUGGCGGAAAUGAAUCUAGGUGGAGGAGUAUGGCGUCUGAAACGAUUGGACGUCCAAACAACCUCAGUCAUUCCUGCGGAUCAAGUUCCUACCGAGGUCCUACUGCUCGCUAGCUGCAUGCAUGCGGGGACGAGAAUCGUCAGUCUUUCUCAGAGCGGAAAAAAUGAGUGGCAAUUUGAGGUUCUCGCCCAGUUCGAAGAGCAUAAGAGCAUGAACUAUGGGAGCGAUUGUCAACCAGGGCUCAAUGAGAAAGGACAAAGGACAUUCGUUACAACAAGUUUCUACGACCGGUUGCUCUGUCUUUGGAGAUAUUGA
This is a messenger RNA of Trematosphaeria pertusa, 1170 nucleotides long. RefSeq lists its product as uncharacterized. The transcript is spliced from 2 exons. The record is from RefSeq and is a predicted model, not a curated record. The coding region runs from base 1 to 1170 and encodes 389 amino acids. Lineage: Eukaryota; Fungi; Ascomycota; Dothideomycetes; Pleosporales; Trematosphaeriaceae. Gene Ontology annotation, molecular function: protein binding.